AUGCAACAGGACACUCUUACGCCUGAGAAUCCAACGCCGCCCUAUACCAGUAGGCCCCAUACGCCCAAACUUUUCCCUCCUCAAAUCGGGUGCAUUGGGCUUGGGAACAUCGGAUUCUUGAUGACUCGCAAUUUGGCGCUGAAUGCCCCAACGGACGAUGGCCCAUUGCCUCCGAUUAUGAUAUGGAACCGGACGGUUUCGAAGGCUGAAAAACUCAUUGAACUAGUUGGUGAUCAAAAGUGUCGUAUUGCGAAGGAUCCCGAGGAAAUAGCAAAAGAAUGCGACAUCAUUUUUGUCAACUUGGCGAAUGACGACGUUGUUCGGUCAAUUUACAAUCGCUUGACUUCGUCUUUAAGACGUAAUCCGCCUACUCGAGAGAAAAUCUUUGUCGAAACAAGCACAUUGACACAACAUGUAGCCGAACUGGACAGCAUGCUCUCAAACUUUCCCCGCGUGCACCUCAUCAGUUGCCCAGUCAUAGGCUCACCAAUAGUAGCUGAAAAGUCCCAGUUAUUGCUCGUCAUGAGCGGCGAUUAUCGAUCCAAGAAGGAGGUGGCUUAUUGGCUUGUACCCGCCGUAGGUAAAAGGGUUAUUGAUCUUGGGGGAGACUUGCAGAAAGCACUCACUUUCAAACUUCUCGCCAACUCAUUAAUUCUGGGUAACUUGGAAAUUUUGGCGGAGGCAUUUACAUUUGCUCAAAAAUCUGGUAUCGGCGAAAAUCAUGUCGACGCCCUCAUCAAAGAGUAUUUCCCUGCGCCUAGCAUUGUGAACUAUGCCGAAAAGAUGAUGAAUGAUAGCUUCGACGGAAGUCAGGGUUUCAGCAUUGAUGGCGGUAUCAAGGAUGCAACUCAUAUCCGUCGGUUAACUGCCAAACACAACUCGCCCAUGCCAGCCAUUGACGUUGCGCAUCAAAACUUGCUCACCGCCCGUGCUCACUUCCGGAGAAUGCAACAACAAGGCCACUCUCCUUACGAGGAGUUAGAUUGGAGUGGUCUCAUCGCAGGCACUCGGGUGUCUGCGGGCCUGUACCCUUUCGAUCAGAGAAAGGAUUUUGGUUUGACAAUGGUCAAAGAACAAAAUUAG
Molecule: messenger RNA, 1083 nt
Organism: Psilocybe cubensis
Lineage: Eukaryota; Fungi; Basidiomycota; Agaricomycetes; Agaricales; Agrocybaceae
Exons: 8
Coding region: 1-1083 (360 amino acids)
Molecular function (GO): NADP binding; NAD binding; oxidoreductase activity, acting on the CH-OH group of donors, NAD or NADP as acceptor
Source: RefSeq, a predicted model, not a curated record